CACCUGGAAAAGGAGCCCGCCGGGCAGGGCGCCCAUGAAGAAUGAGCUGGGCCUCAGGGAUGCUGGCCGUGGGGAGAGUGAAGUUCUUUGGCAAACACCGUGGGGAGGUCAACUGUUCUGCCUUCUCCCCUGACCACCGGAUCCUGCUCACAGCCUCAGACGACGGCUGCGUCUAUGGCUGGGAGACCCAGAGCAGGCAGCUGUUGUGGAAGGUGGCUGACCACACAGGCCCGGUCAAGUUCUGCUGCUUCUCCCCGGAUGGCCAUCUCUUUGCCAGCUCCUCCAAAGACUGCACCAUCCGUCUGUGGGACGUGGCCAGAGCCAAGUGUGUGCAGGUGCUGCGGGGUCACCAGCGGAGUGUGGAAACGCUGAGCUUCAGCCCUGACUCCAGGCAGUUGGCAUCGGGCGGCUGGGACAAGCGGGUGAUGCUCUGGGAAGUGCAGUCGGGCCGCACUCUGCGCCUCUUGGCUGGACAUCGGGAUUGCAUCCAGAGCAGUGACUUCUCCCCCAGUGCCGACUGCUUGGCCACCGGCUCCUGGGACUCCAGCGUACGCAUCUGGGACCUGCGGGUGGGGACCCCAGCCUUCUCUCACAAGGAGCUAGAGGGUCACAGUGGCAACAUCAGCUGUCUAAGCUACUCGGCCUCUGGUCUCCUGGCAUCCGGCUCCUGGGACAAGAGCAUUUGCAUCUGGAAGCCAGCAACUAGCAGCCUGCUCCUCCGCUUGAAGGGCCAUGCCACCUGGGUGAAGAGUGUGGCCUUCUCUCCUGACCAGCUGCAGCUGGCCAGUGUUGGCUACUGCCGCACGGUCAAAGUCUGGGAUCUCAAAACAGGAAAGUGCAUUGAGAGCUUGAAGCAAGGAGUCCUGGAUGUGGCCCACUCCUGUGUCUUCACCCCAGAUGGGAAACUCUUCGUGUCUGGAACUGCUGUUAGGAGGUGACAAGGCCACUGCUCAAGUUACCCAGCC
Molecule: messenger RNA, 965 nt
Organism: Perognathus longimembris pacificus (Pacific pocket mouse)
Lineage: Eukaryota; Metazoa; Chordata; Mammalia; Rodentia; Heteromyidae
Gene: Wdr38
Product: WD repeat domain 38
Exons: 9
Coding region: 42-938 (298 amino acids)
Molecular function (GO): protein binding
Source: RefSeq, a predicted model, not a curated record